Messenger RNA from Malus domestica (apple), 1055 nucleotides. RefSeq lists its product as uncharacterized. NCBI's taxonomy places the organism in Eukaryota, Viridiplantae, Streptophyta, Magnoliopsida, Rosales, Rosaceae. Gene Ontology annotation, biological process: shoot system development; root development. The record is from RefSeq and is a predicted model, not a curated record.
GAACACUAUAUAUUAAGCAGAUGCAGACAGAAAGGAACUCAUCAAUCUCAAUUGUACAUUAACCAAAACUUUCAAGGUCGUCUGUUCUAUCUCCUCUCAAAUCAUAAAGAAGAAAUGGCUUUCCACACUCGCUCUAACAGCUUCCCCUCAAGGCCACACGUGAUCGUUCAUGAAGCCGAUCAACACUUGUGCAGAUUGAGGUCUUCUGAGGCCACCUGCACAUCAUCAUCAUCUAUCAGCGACAAGCUAAGUGGCCUCCAAGACUUGCAUUAUUGUACGGAGAAUUUGCUUCAGUUGCCCCUCUCUCAACAGGCCUUGUCCCAAGAGCAGAAUGACAAAUAUGCUAAUGAGCUAUUAGAUGGCUCUAUCAGACUCUUGGAGGUUUGUGGCACUGCCAAGGAUUCCCUGUCGCAAAGCAAGGAAUGCAUACAGGAUCUUCAGUCAAUCAUAAGAAGGCGGGGAGGUGAAUCUGCACUCACAAGUGAGGUCAGGAAAUACAUGGCCUCUAGGAAGAUGGUGAAGAAGGCAAUCCACAAGGCUAUGGUAAAUCUGAAGGGAAUGAAAAAUAGAUCAGCUUUCUCUUCCCUCAACAACGACAAUGAGACAGUUGCCAUUAUUAGCAAGUUGAGAGACGUUGAAGCAGUCACUCUCGCAGUCUUUGAAUCACUUUUGUCCUUCAUUUCUGGGCCAAAGUUACAGCCAAGUAGCUGGUCAUUGGUCUCAAAGAUGAUGCAGUCGAAAAGAAUGGCUUGUAACGAAGAAACAGAAGGCAAUGAAUUUUCACUAGUUGAUGCUGCACUGCACAAAAGUGCAGAUAAAGCGCAGAACCAACUUGAGAAGCUAGAGUCGUGUAUUCAAGAGCAGGAAGAAGGACUAGAGUGCCUAUUUAGGCAACUCAUCAAAACAAGAGUCUCCCUCCUCAACAUCCUAAAUCACUAGAUGUUUAGUUCUUUUGAUUUCAUACAUGAAAAACAUACUUGUAUACAACUUCUCCCAGAAUAUACACAUUGAUAUACUUUCGUGUAAAAUUCUACAGCUCUUUAUUUUAUACUUCA